GUUUUGACUUUAGAUCAGCUGGCAUUUGGCAAACCGAGCGUGUUUUAUAAAUUUGUUUCCUUGCUGCUUUUAAAUUUGAUUCUGUUUGUAACUGUUUUCACUUAAAUAACUAGCCAAUUAAAAACAUGACUUCUCAAGCGUUGGCAUCGUUAACGGCGACAUACACGGACUCGGAAGGAGAAGAAGAUAUGGAAGAUCCUACUCCAGAAAAAGAAGAACCAAAAGAAACUCAUUCCGUACCCACGAGCCCUAGGAAACACGAGGAGAGUAACAAAGCAUCCUCGGCGCCCGUGACUCCUAAGAAAAGAUUAGUGAGUUAUGUAGACGACACAAUAGUGUCUGACGAGGAGCCGCUGUCGCCGACCAACGAGAGCCAGGACGACAUGCGACGGCUGUCCAUGGAGACGGACACGGACGAGGCGCCUCCCCCAGUCGACCCCGACGACUCGCAGGACGGCGUCACCAUACCCCCCGAGCCUGCCGGCAAGUGCCCCAAGGAGCUGCAGGAGUCCAUUGCCAAGUUCUACAAUCGCAUGCUCACCGAGGGGCUAGACAUGAACAGAAUCAUACAAGACAAGAAAAACUUCCGGAACCCAAGCAUAUAUGAAAAGUUAAUUCAGUUUUGUGAUAUUAAUGAGUUAGAUACUAAUUACCCACCAGAGAUUUAUGAUCCUCUGAAAUGGGGCAAAGAAUCUUACUAUGAUGAACUCUCUCGUGUACAGAAAUUGGAAAUGGAUAGACGAGAAAAAGAAAAAAAGGAAAAAAUGGCCAAAAUUGACUUUAUUAGCGGAGUCGCCAAGAAGCCUGAGAGUGAUGAUGAGAAAAAGAGAAAAUCCAAAUGGGACCAGGCAGCACCCAACGUGUCCAACAAGCCAGCCAUUAAGCAGCCAGGGCUAGUGCAGCAGCCACUUACCAGCAAUGUGACUGGUACCAAGGGCACCGUCAUCUCAGCAUUUGGAUCUUUGCCCAAGAAACAAAAAAUAUGAAAAGAAACUAAGAAUACAAUAAUAUACAGACCAAUUGCUUAUUAUGUUUGUUGUGCCACAGUUAAACCAGUAACUAUUUCACUUGCAUACAAUAUGUGUGUUAAAUAAUUAUGUUAUCAGUUAAUAUGGAUAAUAAGUUGUAUUUACGACAAAUACCUAUCCAUGUUACAAACUAUUUUUUGCAAAAAUAUAAAUCUCCAUAUCAUGUGAUAGUUCCUCAAUUAGCAGUGCAAGGCCCUACAAAGGAAUUCUUUGAAACAUAGGUAGAUCAUUUGGUAAUUUAUACAUUUGGAGCUAGGUUAGUGAUUAAACCAUAGUAUCGCUAUUAUUGCAUUUUGAAAGCCUUACAGGCAAACUAGGCUAAUCUUUAUAUUACACAAGCUGUAACUUGCAGAAAAACUCUUUUGUCUAUGUUUAAUAAUUAUUGCGUAAUAAAAUAUCAUUAAGAGUUCCAAUAAAAUAAUGAAUUGGUG
Messenger RNA from Manduca sexta (tobacco hornworm), 1459 nucleotides. Its product is annotated as SAP30-binding protein. Gene Ontology annotation, biological process: regulation of DNA-templated transcription. The record is from RefSeq and is a predicted model, not a curated record. Lineage: Eukaryota; Metazoa; Arthropoda; Insecta; Lepidoptera; Sphingidae. Gene Ontology annotation, cellular component: nucleus. The transcript has a single exon. Bases 126 to 986 code for a protein of 286 amino acids.